Gopherus flavomarginatus (Mexican gopher tortoise) is the source of this 3807-nucleotide messenger RNA. RefSeq names its product MINDY lysine 48 deubiquitinase 4 (gene MINDY4). Gene Ontology annotation, biological process: protein K48-linked deubiquitination. The transcript is spliced from 18 exons. Lineage: Eukaryota; Metazoa; Chordata; Testudines; Testudinidae. Gene Ontology annotation, molecular function: cysteine-type deubiquitinase activity; K48-linked deubiquitinase activity. The record is from RefSeq and is a predicted model, not a curated record. Bases 133 to 2445 code for a protein of 770 amino acids.
GCAGGCUGCAAUUUGAGCUGUCUGCUUCAGGAAUGCAGUGGUUAAUGGCUGUACAGAAGAGCUAGGAAGUCAGCAAAUUUAAAUGACCAAUUUUGAUCAAGUAAAGAACACCCCUGUACGUUUUGGAAUAAAAUGGAUAACUCUUUUGUGGAAGAAGUGGCUGCAUCUUUGGUUAGAGAAUUUCUCAGCAGAAAGGGUUUAAAAAAGACAAGUGCCAUUAUGGACAGAGAAUUUCCUCGUACUGCACUUAGCAUCAACAAUAGAAAUGAACUGCGAAAUGUUUUGCAUUUACAAUCUUUGUACAAACAAAACAAGGCAAAGGAGAAUCCACUGAAAACAAUUCUUGAAGUUAUCACCAACUAUUUUCUUGAACAUUUUGGGACCACCAGAUGCAUCAAAAGUCCUGCAGGUUCAGUUCUACAAGCUAAGAGCUCACAGUUUAGGUAUAUAGAAACAUCAUCAGUUAAUGACUACUCAGAUGAAGACAUGCAUGGCAGAACAGUGUCUGAUGCAAGUAAAACUGAGGUUUACAGAUAUGACAUUGAUGUUCCACUAUAUAAAGAGAGACAUCAACAUAAAAGUGAGAAAUCCAAGACUGUGGUAGUACCCAAUAGUGGCUCAUCCUCUGAAGGAGAUAAAAAGUCAAAAAAUAGCAGAGAUGAUUUGAAAAUAACAGAAACUUCUGAGGAGAUGAAGACCACAAUGAAAGAGAAGCAAAGGUCCAGGUCUGGUCUCAUUGUCAGAGGAAUGAUGGCUGGACCCACUGCAAGUUCACAAGAGGAUUCAGUAAAAAGGAGGCUUCUGAAACGAUCCUCUGGCAUAAAUAGCACAAUGCAAUUCAAAGAGGAAGAUCAUCAGAAAAAUUCUUCAGAGGUGACAACUAAUGAUUUUCAAGAGAUUAAAGGAAUUUCCACAGAGUCCAUGAGUUACCUUUCAUCACAUAAUGCCAGUGGUCUGAAAGUAGGUACGGAAUUUUCAUCAAAGAUUUCAUCAAACUCAUACACAACUUUAGUCAGUGAGAAGCUAAGACAUUCGCCCAAAGAUACAGCUGAUCCACUUGCCAAACUCUUAUCAGAAAGAGAAAGAACCAAAGUUGAAGAAAGGAAAUCAGUGGCAAGCUUUGAUAUAGACACCAGUGAAAAAACCCUCAAAUUAAGUGUUCUUCACAGACAUUCAGAAGCUGGAAGAGAAAAGAGAGAAAGAUCUCCCAAAAACAAUGAGAAUCAGUUAUCAGGUCGCAGAAAGACUCCAUCAUCUAUAUCCUAUAAAAGUGACCAGAUGAAAGAUGUCCUAGAAGUAGUUGAUUUCGAUGAUGAAGCAACGACUGGGGAAGUUAGUAGGAUCCCAGAACUUUCAACGCUGUAUACACUUGAAAUAGUAUCAAAGGCAAUUGAUAUUUCCCUAGCAAAAGAAAUAAAAAAUCUUUUGUUUGGCUCAAGCCUUUGUUGCUUCAGUGAAGAAUGGAAAAUACAGAACUUUACAUUUAACAGUAUACCACAGCUAAAAUACGGCAUCGUUCAAAAAAAGGGCGGUCCAUGUGGAGUAUUGGCUGCAGUUCAAGCCUGUGUCCUGCAACAACUUCUCUUUGGAGACAGUCACAGAAAUAGCGAUGUGCGGUGUCUGCAACCUUCAGACGCUCACAGGACCAAAUGCCUCACCCUGGCUAUUGCAGAUAUUUUAUGGCGUGCAGGGGGCAAUGAAAAAGCUGUGGUUGCACUGUCUUCAGGAAGGCAGCAGUUCACUCCAGCAGGAAAAUACAAAGCGGAUGGAAUCUUCGAAACACUAAUACUACAUAGUGUCACAAAAUGUGAAGAUCUGACCAUUUUUCUUCAGCAGAAUAUUCAUCAGUUUGAAACUGGUCCAUUUGGGUGCAUUCUUCUUACCCUGUCGGUUAUCUUUACAAGAUCUAUCGAUCUGGUGCGCAAUGAUUUUGAUGUGUCCACAAACCGACUGAUUGGCACCCACGGAUACUGCACACAAGAACUUGUGAACUUGCUGCUGACUGGUAAGGCUGUGUCCAAUGUGUUCAAUGAUGUAAUAGAGCUGGACUCUGGAAAUGGAAAUAUCACAAUUUUGAAAGGAAUCAUUAACCGCAGUGAUAUCGGCUUGCUGUCUCUUUUUGAGCACUAUGAUGUUUGCCAGGUUGGCUGCUAUUUGAAGACCCCUAGGUACCCAAUUUGGGUCGUGUGCAGUGAAAGCCAUUUCAGUGUGCUUUUUUGCUUGAGAAGGGACUUACUAGGUGACUGGAAAACGGAAAGGAGAUUUGAUCUCUAUUACUAUGAUGGCCUGGCCAACCAGGAAGAGGAAAUACGAUUAACAGUUGAUACAGUUCAGCCUUACACUGAAGAUAAAGAAAAUGACCUUAUUCCUCCACUUGAGCACUGUAUAAGGACGAAGUGGAAAGGAGCCGUUAUUGACUGGAAUGGCACAGAACCCAUCUUGUGACUGAACUGAAAUGAAAGGAAACCAGUAGAACAGCACGCUCUUAUUCUCACCAGUAAGGAAGCAGGGCAAAACUCCUGGCCGCUUUUGCAAUGUGUGGUGAAGCUGAGUGACACGCUGCGUGCAGGCAGGUGGGAAGAAUUUCACCUUGCGCUUCAGAUAUUCCAUCCAUUGUGUAAACAUCAUUUACGUAAAUUCUCUCUCACUUCCUUUUAUGCACAAUGUGUGAAAGUAGACAGAACCUCCACUGCCAAAAAAAACUUUCAGACAAAGCAGUAAAGCUGUCAACUUCUACUUGAGUUCCAUUGCUGGGUUCAUUCUGCAUCUUGCAAGUUUCUCCAAAGAUCAGACAAAAGAAGCUGCACCCAGAUUUCUUUGACACUGGUUUUUCCUUCCUCCCCCUCACAGCCUCCGCCUAAGGAAACCAAGGUACAAACAUGAAUCACUGCUAGAGAAAGAAGUUAUCUUCUUUCACUAGUUUUUGUAGUUCAGACUUUCCAAUGAACUGGUUGUUAACACUGUAGGCACUUGCAAUAUGGUCUGGACUACACACAGUUUUUGUACUAGUGUAACUAGGUGGGGAUAUAAUAUUUACUGAUAUCAUUAUACUGGUACAAGCCCUAGUGUGGAAUCCAGUUAUACCAAUAUAAGGGUCCCUGUACCAGUAGAAUUUAUUCCUCUUCCUGUACAGGCGACUAUAUCUAUAUUAUGAACAUCUGCAGCCAUAGCUAUGUCAGUCUGAGAUUUGAAGAGGGAGAUCUCUGACCAACAUAGCUGUGCCAGGAGAAGCUCCUAGAGUAAAUACAGCAAUACUGGUAACACUUUGCUUUUACUGAUAUAGCUUGUUUCACGCAUUGGGGGGUGGUUUUACUAUAUCAGGACAAAGUGCAUCUAUGCUAACACAGCUGCAUCUACACUUGAGAUAUCUCUACACUACUGAGACUAUGGGUUUGUCUUCACUAUGGAGCUAAAUCAGCGCUGCUGCAAUCGAUGCAGCAACAUCAGUUUAGUGGGUCUAGUGAAGACAUGCUCAAUCUGUGGGAGAGCGCUCUCCCAUCGAUUUCUGUGCUCCACUUCAAUGAGAGGCGGAAGCAAUGUUGGCAGGAGAGUGUCUCCCAUUGACAUAGUAUAAUGGGGGCCCCGCGGUAAGUAGAUCUAAACUACGUCUUCUUGAGUUACGCUACUAAUGUCACUCAAAUGGCAUAUCUUAGAUCGACCGUCAGCGUUAGUGUAGACCUGCCCUAAAUUGGUAUAGCUAUGUCGGCGUACCUAUGCCACCAUAGCCAUGUAGUGCAGACACAGCCUAUUCUGACAGAAGAAGUUUUUCUGUUGAUGUAGGAACACCACCUCCCUGAGCAAAGUUAA